This is a messenger RNA of Poecilia latipinna (sailfin molly), 3795 nucleotides long. It is a transcript of the gene zzz3, whose product is annotated as zinc finger, ZZ-type containing 3. The transcript is spliced from 12 exons. Bases 73 to 3585 code for a protein of 1170 amino acids. NCBI's taxonomy places the organism in Eukaryota, Metazoa, Chordata, Actinopteri, Cyprinodontiformes, Poeciliidae. Gene Ontology annotation, molecular function: zinc ion binding. The record is from RefSeq and is a predicted model, not a curated record.
AUUAAGUGUGCUCUCCCUGGAAGUUGGACGGCGCUAACGUUUCAGGGGGACCAGUCUUCUGGUUUGGCGUUAAUGUCAGAUGCCCACAUUCUGCUGCAGAGGAGAGUGCACCAGGAUGAGGAGACUGUAGGCACCCGCCGUAGUAUGGCCGCGUCCCGUUCUUCGCGUGUCACAAGGUCAUCAGUGGGGCUCAAUGGAUUGGAUGAGAAGUUUUGUGGUCGAACCCUCAGAAACCGCAGCAUCGCCCAGCCAGAGGAGACCUCAGUAUCUCCCCAACCUAGGGCACGCUCCCCCAAAAAGAAGCAGGAGUCCAAGCAGGAUACCAAUAAGGACAACAGGCAGGAGUCCAAGCAUGAUACCAGAAAAGAGUCAAAGCAUGAUACCAGUAAGGACUCCAAACAAGAGUCAAAGCAGGAUUCCAGUAAAGACUCCAAACAAGAGUCAAGUCAGCAUGCCAAUAAGGUUUCCAAGCAAGAGUCAAAGCCUGAUACCAGUAAGGUCUCAAAGCAAGAGACCAAGCAAGAUACUAGUAAGAACUCCAAGCAAGAGUCAAAGCAGGACAAUAGGAAGGACUCCAAGCAAGAAUCAAAGCAGGAUACAAGUAAGGACUCAACACAAGAGACAAAGCAGAAUAAUAGUAAAGAGUCCAAGAAGGAUACAAAUAAGGAUUCUACACAAGAAUCAAAACAGAAUAAUAGCAAGGACUCUAAGCAAGACUCCAAGCAGGAUACAAGUAAGAACUCCAUUAAAGAGACGAAGCAGGACGCCGUCAAGGAGUCGAAGCAGGACGCCGUCAAGGAGUCGGAGCAGGACGCCGUCAAGGAGUCGGAGCAGGACGCCGUCAAGGAGUCGAGGCAGGACGCCGUCAAGGAGUCGAGGCAGGAGUCGAAUGACAAUAAACAAGACAACAAGCAGGACACUGGUGAGGAACUUGAUCAAGACUUUGAGCCGGAGUCAAAGCAUGCUGCUAAACAUGACACAAAACCACAGGAAACCUCCUUGCAAGAUAGUCAGCAACUGGACAUGUUGCAGAGAAACAUAGCUGACUCCAGUAUUCCUGCAGGUGAUGAGGAUCAUUCGACCGUCUCUAGGAAGCGGGGCAUGUCACGUUUGGAAAAAGACCUUAACCAAGAGAAGUCCGAGAACUGUGACACAGGGAAAGGGUGGCGGAAUACCUCGCCUCCAAUCAAAAGGGCCAAGCAGUGCUCUCUCGCUGGAGAGUUUCUGGGACAUGAAGAGGACCAAGGGUUUCUGAAUCCCCAAAGUCAAGUUUCUGUCUCAGAGCCUUGCAAGGACUUAAUUUGUGAAGACUUACCCAGCCACAACUCUUGUAAUGCACCACCUGCCUCCUCUAUCCUCAGUGAGCAGGAAGGUGAGGUAAUUGGGCGACAGGUGAAAGAAGAUCAUUGCAUGGAUUGUGAUGGGCCAGUUUUGCCACAAAAUUCCCAUAAGGCCUCUAAUGGACUCAGAGAAACUGAUGCAGAGGAAACUAGCACAGUCACUGAACAUCCCAGUGCAACCCCCACCUCUGCCACCAGCUUCCCUUCUCUGCUAAAUGGCAGUCAAAUGGAGGUUCCCUCAUCCCCUGACUCCUCUGUGCCUUUUAAAAACUCUGUACCUGGGCAAAUGGAGGUCUUUGGCUCAGGAGAAUCACCAGCCUCAUCUGCACUAACAUUUAUGGGUGCUGUAGAAGAUCCUGUUCCUGAGUUGAUAGUGGCCAAAGAGCAGGAGGUGGAGGAGGUGGAAGUCGAUGUGGUGGGUGACCCCUUGGGUCUGGCUCACGAGGAGCAGGUGACUGUGAGUGAGGGCGAUACAAACGGCCGGUCACCAUCACCAGUACAGGAACCUGCUGCCUCCACUUCGUCCUCUACUGCGAACGUAAACUGUAGUUCAGUCAACAACAGCAACUCAGGAGAAACUACGCCCACACCCACAACACCCCAAUCCCCCACAGAGCCAGAGUGCAACCCUUCAAUGUCCAGCACGACCCCUUCUUUCACAGAGCUCAACGAACACAGAUAUACCCUGCGGACUUCACCUAGGAGAGUUGUGUCUGGUGGGAAAGCAUCUCCCGCCAAACCCAGCUCUCCUGUGACAGACAAUGGUCCCUUUAGGGAAGAAGGGGAGGUGGAGGACGACUGUCCAAUGUUAGAGGAACCUUCUUGCUCAGACUCAGUUGGCCUCUCCAGUGAGGAGCCAAGUUCUGUGAAUCCUAGUUGUAGAGCAGGUGAGAAGGACAGUGACUUUAUGGAGGACAAGGAGACAGAAAAUGGCAAGGAGCUAACACAUAGCGAGACCGUUGAAGAGGAGGAGGAGGAGGAAGAGGAGGAGCCAGACGUGUAUUACUUUGAGUCAGACCACCUGGCUCUUAAACACAACAAAGAUUAUCAGAGGCUGCUACAGACCAUCGUAGUCCUGGAGGCGCAGCGAGCUCAGGCCAUUCUGGACCUGGAGACGUUGGCACGUCAGCAGAGGGAGGCUCUGUCUGAACCCAUCAGCUUUGUGGAGCAGCUGCAGAAACAGGCGAAUCUGGGUCUGCCAUGUCCCCAGCGGGUCGUCCAGCUCCCGGACAUCGCCUGGGAACAGUACACCUCCGGUCUGGGGGAGUUCGAGAGAGAGUUCUGCGACAAGAAACGGAAAACCCGGCAGCUGAAGUUAAUCUUUGAUAAAGGUUUGCCUCUUAGACCAAAAAGUCCUGUUGAACCCAAGAAGGAAGGUGAAUCGUCAGCCAUGUACUCCUCUCUUCCCACCAGCGACGCCCCUGAGAACGGCAGGCAAACACAGAUGAUCAGGGGGAGGAUUUGCCACCCAAAUAAGCCUGACACGUUUAACCAGCUGUGGACGGUGGAGGAGCAGAAAAAACUGGAGCAGCUGCUUGUUAAGUUCCCGCCUGAAGAGGUGGAGUCCAAAAGGUGGCAGAAGAUCGCUGAUGAGCUCGGCAAUCGAACGGCCAAACAGGUUGCCAGCAGGGUUCAAAAGUAUUUCAUCAAACUGACAAAAGCUGGUAUCCCUGUGCCUGGAAGAACCCCCAACCUCUGCAUGUACACUAAAAAGGCCUCCAGUAAGAGACAGCAUCACCUAAACAAGCACCUGUACCGGCCGUCCACCUUCCUGACCUCCUACGAGCCUCCGGUCUACAUGGAGGACGAGGACGAGCGCGCGGCGUUUUACCACAGCGUGCAGGACCCUUCUGCUGACGAUUCGGAUGAGGAGAGCGUUCCUGUGGAGCUGAGGAACCUACAAGAGUACAAAGAGCUUUUACAGCUGAAGAGGUUGAAAAAACAGAAACUCCAGGAGAUUCGGGAGGAUAACGCCGAGGUGCAGCACAUGGGUUACAAGUGCGACGUGUGCAGCAUGGAGCCCAUCCAGGGGGUCCGUUGGCACUGUCAGGACUGUCCUCCAGAAAACUCGGUCGAUUUCUGCUCCAACUGCUCAGACUGCUUAUUCAAGACGGAGACCCAUAAACCCGACCACCACCUGGAAGCGGUGUAUCAGCCAGACACCUUUCUGGACAGGGACUACUGCCUGCCGCAGAGCGCAGGCUACAACUACCUGGACCCUAAUUACUUCCCCGCCAACAGAUGACAGAGUCCCAGGCGCCGCUAACUCCAAGCCGUCUCUCUCUCUCUCUCUCCACACGUCCUGCAGGCCACUCUGUGCAUGGCUCCAUCCUGUAAGCCCAAGAUUACCGCUGAGCCGGGGCGGCGGGGUUAGAGUUAGAGCAGACCUCGGCUCUGAUGCAGGUUGCCCAGCAACGCCUCAGCCGGGUUAUUCAGAAACUGUAUUUAAAAAAAA